Mercenaria mercenaria is the source of this 2642-nucleotide messenger RNA. RefSeq lists its product as uncharacterized. The transcript is spliced from 2 exons. The record is from RefSeq and is a predicted model, not a curated record. NCBI's taxonomy places the organism in Eukaryota, Metazoa, Mollusca, Bivalvia, Venerida, Veneridae. The coding region runs from base 436 to 1608 and encodes 390 amino acids.
AGCGUUAAUACUUAAUCUUAGCUUACAUCAACCAAUAUUUUAUUGAUUCGUUAAAUAGACUUAAAUAUUUUGCGGCGGCCUAAGUAGCGCUAUGGCUUAAACGGUGUCCGAUAAAAAAAACUAUAACACUGUGUUAUUCACUACCGAAAAUAUGGAAUAUUAUUAAACAAAUGUGUUCUAUAUAUCUAAAUGCUUAUGACGAUGUAUUUUCUGUCACCAGAUAAUAUGGAAUAACUUUAUUCAAACUGCCUAAACGAUAGAGGAUAUGAUGGAUGGAAUACGAGUUUUAUGAAAAGCAGUGUCAUUAGUAUGAUUUGAAACACUGUCGACACAAUAUAUACCAAGUAUAUUAAGAUUAAGGAGGUAUACAACAAGCUUACUUGAAAAAAGUGGUGCCAUAGUGAAUGAAUUAUUGCUUUAGUUAGAUGACUGACAAUGCUAAAAUACACAACGGCUGUGAGCAAUGAGGACGGUAUUGUCUCACCGGCACACCACCCGGAAUAUACACGAACUAUAGACGUUUCCGCUGGAAGCAAAGGGACGACUAAGAUGGCAAUAAAAAGAAGAGCAGGUAUUGCGAAGAAAAUUUUGUCACGUGACACACGAAACGAUGACUCCGCCCAUUUGCCACCGAUUGCCCAACCAGGUUCUCCACAAAAUAUGACUACAAAUAGUAACGUAUCACAAGCGAGAAAGGAGAAUAUUCAUUUCAUAAAUCAGCCAAUGAAACGCAAGGAAAUUCGGACUCCGUAUGUAUCUCAUGUAAAUAGAAUAAGUGAUGUUGCUACACCGUAUGUGUUACACACGCAAAUUACAAAUAUUAAUCCAGAGGCAAAUUUUGCCAGAGAAAAUUCUAAACUAUCAAAGUAUUCAGGUAAUGUAGUGGAAUACAAACACGAGCCUGAACUUCAUCAUGAAGCAACAUUUUCAAGCCUCCAGAAGAUUCCCACUAGUACAUCACCGGCUCAAGACAGAAGACCUCGAGGCCGACAUGGUAGGAAAAGCAAUAGCUUCAAUGAACAUGACAUGCGCGGAAACGCAGAUAUAAGGGAAUUGACAAUUCAAAGCAAUCAGAUGGGACUUUACCAAAGAACUGAGAGAAAAAGAGAUAAAUCUCGAGAGAAAGGCAAUGAAUCGUUUUCAAUAAGAAAGAAAAUUGAACAGUUUCGUAGGUGGCAUGAAGAACAAUAUAGGGAAAAGAUAAAAAAGUUGAAACAGGAAGUGGACCAUCAGUUUGAAGCAGAACAUAAUAGAGUUAGCCGACAAGUAGGAACUCUAAGAGAAACACCAACUUCAAAAAAUGAUAUGUCCGUCAAUGUAGAAAACGAGAAGGUUCCAUCUGAAGUAUCACAUGAAAAAAUGGAACAAGAUAAGAUAACUCCAAAUCCUUUGUCAGUAACUAAUGAAAGUACCUCAAAAGCUAGAAGUAGUUCGGCUAGGACAUGGAAAACAUGGAGAAAUGUAAAUGAUUCAUACGCGUAUAAUGAUGUACAAAAGUAUAUCAAAGAAAAUGAAUUAAUGGAUGAGGAAAAAUCUGUGUGGAUUAAAAAAUGGAUAAUCGAAGUGAACAAAGCUAUGAAAGAUCAACAUCAUGAAAGUAUAUUGUGAUAAAAGUAGUUAUAUAUGUAGUAAAAUAGGAAAUAUUUAAUGAGUGUUACUCCAGCAUGGCGGGGGCAGCUGGACAGAAUUAAAGUAAUUGUCCAUGUUGACAACCAAAUGCCAAAAGUCAGAAUGACUUAAAAUGAUAUUUUUAGAUGUAGAUUCUGUUCACACCAGUUUCCAUCAGUAAAUAUGUUAAUUUUAUGAAUAUAGUGCUUAUAAUGGUUAUACAAUUGUAAGGUUCACUUUCCUAAUUAUUCUAUCGACAUGUUAGCUACUACACUGCUACAAAUGAUAAAAAUUCUUUAUUUGCUUAGGAAACAUAAAAGAAUAACUGGUUACCAUUUUGACGAGGGUUAUAUCAAUAAUGAACAAUGUCUAAAUUUUUGGUAUGGCAGGAAAAGUGAUCACUAAUUCGGUGCCAGUUAUUAAAUUAACGAUGUUUUAUGAUUCAAAGCAUCCCUGAAGCAAUCCGUUGCUACUUCUCGAAGCACAAAUUCACUGUUAGUUUUCAAAACAUGUAUUUACUGGAAAAAGUAUUUAGUGUUCUUGGAAGCAAUAACAUCCUUUCACUUUCACUUCAUCAUUCUUUUAUAGGAAAGUAAGUAAGCAAGCAAGUGCUAAGGUUAUAAAAGUCCUUCUUUUCGCACAUUUGGAAGGACCCUUUAUACCAUUGAAUUAUUCAUGCGCACUGUAUAAUAAAAUUAAACCGCAAGGACUGAAUAUUUAUGAAGGUUCGUAGAAACAAUGGUAUCAAUUUAAUGCGCAUGUCUUCAAAUGAUUCAUUUCACUCCAGUGUUAGUUGAAAGAUUCCUGUACUAAACCAAAAGAAUAUUUAGUCGAUGUCCUAGAUAUGAAAGUGCUUCAUUUUUUGUACAAUUUUAUAAUAUUCCAUUUACCUCCAAUAUGUUUGUUUUGGAUAUUUAAAACUAUCCCAUUUUUAUGAUUCACAACUAUUUGAAUUGCAAUGUGUUUUAUGUCACUGUUAUAGCGAAACUGUGAUAGAACUUGUUCAGUAUUACAAUACAAAGUUUAUCAUUGUA